Messenger RNA from Racocetra persica, 228 nucleotides. NCBI's taxonomy places the organism in Eukaryota, Fungi, Glomeromycota, Glomeromycetes, Diversisporales, Gigasporaceae. The record is from the annotation of a GenBank genome assembly.
AUGGAAGAAAUAGUUAGAAAAGAAAAAGAAAAAACACUGUUGAUCGAUAAUAUCAAAAACAUUAUCGAAAAAAACAAUGAAAAAAUCAGUGAACUCGAAAAAGAAAAUGAAGAACUCAAAGAUGAAAAUAAAGAACUCAAAGAACAAAUCAACAAACUUUUAGAAAAAACUAAAAAUCAUACAAAUAUUUUCUUAAAAAAUAUCUUGAUAGAUUCAUUAAAAUAUACA